Pieris macdunnoughi is the source of this 2436-nucleotide messenger RNA. NCBI's taxonomy places the organism in Eukaryota, Metazoa, Arthropoda, Insecta, Lepidoptera, Pieridae. The record is from the annotation of a GenBank genome assembly.
AUGUUACCCUUAGGUCCCUCGCAGCCGCAGCCCGCUUCGUCGCCCGAAUUCUUCUGCCCCUCGGCCGUCCGCCCCGCGCCCCUCGGCUCCGAAGCCACGGACGUCGGCCUCGUCGGGGGUCUCCCGGACGGCGUGUCGUCGGGGGCCUACGCCCAGUGUCCGCCCCCCUACGUGCCCUCCGAUGUCGACGCCUACCCGUACAAGUACGGGAAUCCCACCGACGGACCCGACGAUGUCCAAAACUACAAUCUCUACGGCUCCUCGCGACAGUUCUCGGUUCCGGCGCCGGAGAUGCUCUACCGCCCGUUCGCCCCCGCGGGCCCGACGCCGUCGGUCGACGCGACCUUCGACCUGAGCUCCGACGUGGCGCGGAUGCACGUGGGCGGCGAGUACGCGCAGACGUACUUCAGCGUGCAGUACCCGGCCAGCAGCUGCGACGUCGCCACGUACAGUCGGGCGCCGCAGGAUAUCCACACGAGCAGCACGGCGCACGCGCCUCACGCUCUCAACUACCCCUACGCGCGGAUCGAGCGAGCCGACCCCUUCGCCGACUCCCGAGCUCCGCCGACCUCGUCGAGCGCGUACUCGACCGUGUCGGACCCGGUCCCUCUCGCGUUCCAGUCCUACGCCGCCCCUCCCGAGACGGGGGCGAACGUUCUGUACUACGACUCCAACUCUUUCACCGCCGGCGAUCAGACGCCCCGCUGGGCCGACGGCUCCGAUCCCAAUCUGAACGUGAAUCUUAGCGUUUCGAGCGGAUUCGCUCCGGGCGCCUACGGCUCCGAGGUGCGGACGCCGGGCCCCUACGACGUUCCAACCUCCGGGGUCGACCCCGCUCUGGCUCGGUUCGACGAACUAGACAGACCUAUAAGAUCCCACGCCAAGGGGGAGGCCCUGUCCGCCGGGCCGAUGCCGAGUUACGUGACGCUCGACUACGUUCCGGAUCCGGUUUCCCAAACUCCGAACGCGGCGGCGGGCCAGGGGUACGGGGCGCAGUACGGGUACGGGGCGCAGAGCUACCAGAACCAUCCCGGGUACACGUACAACGUCGCCACCGGAAACUACGACUACAGCUACGGCUCCCAGAACUCCUAUUUCGCCUACGAGCGACCGGCCGACCUCGAACCCCAGAGAGACGCGGCGAACGCGAGUCGGGAGAUCGGCGGCGUGUACACCAGCGCCGGACACUACGACACGGUGCAGUCCCCGGCCGAAACCCCGCAGGAGACCGCGCCGGACCCGGGACGCCACUUCUGCGGCCCGGCUCCGUCUGUCGACGCCCAGGUCGCGCCCGCUCCGCAAGCGGCGGCUGGCGAGAUCGCGAGCGAGCCGCUCCCUCCCUCCGCCCCCGCGGAGGGGGGGGAACCGACCGCCUUCGAUCUGCUCUCCGACAUAGAUUUCAGCGUCGACCGAAAACCGUUGACUCCCGAAAUAAACGUCCCCCGGAUCCCGGAGAGCGCCCGGAUCCUCAAGCCUGCGAUCGCUCCGAGGGUCGCUCCGAGUCCCGCGCCGGAGGAGGAGGAGCCGACGGUGCGACCCGCCGAAGGGAAUCUCUUCUCGGACCCCGGCUCCGUCAACCGGUUCACCCAGGAGGUUAAACAUUUACAAAAUCUGGUCGAUUCCCUGUCGAACGGGAGCCCUGGCGGCGACGGGUCGACGUCGCUCGACGCCGACUGGAGACGAGUGCUGGACGUUUGCGAGGCGCAAAAACGAGAAGACGCGAAGAGGUCGAAGGGCACAGCCACGGAUAGAUCGCCCGACUCGAGAUUGACGCUCAGAUCCGAUCUCGACGCCCGCUAUUAUGAGCAACUGGCGCCUCAUGCGAUCCCUCUUGUGAUAUGUAAACGUCCCGACGACGCGAACGUCGAAACGUUCUGGAAAGCGAUGUUUGAGAAAAAGAUCGGUUGCGUCGUCUGCUGCCAGACGGAGACGGAGACCGAGGUACGUCCGUCUUUCCGACGCGAAGAGGUCGCUCUCUGUCGUUCUUUUCUCAACUUCGCCUUUCACGAGCAGACGCAGAGCGCGAUCUACCUCACGUCCGCCGGCGACGUCACGGUGACGCCGGAACCUCCGCGUUCGACCGCGCAUUGGAGCGAGCGCCGUCUGCGCCUGCGCGUCUCGCCCCACGCCCGCGAGCACGCGCUCACGUUCCUCCGGCCGCACGCGGCGCCCGCCGGAACGUCGGACUCGUCGCGGGUGGCCCUGUGCGAUGCGGCACUGCGAGCGAGCGGCCGGGGCGGGGUGUGCCUCCUCUGCGACGGCGGAGGCCGAGGCGCUUCGACGGCGCUGCUGUUGGCCGUCGUGUGCCAAGUGCGCGCCGGACGCGUGGACCUCGCCGGUGAGUGCAGACUGGCUGUUCGCGGUCGACUUCACCCGUCGCGUUCCGAUAAAGCCAUCAAAAUGUGGGAAAUUAUUGUAUAUUCGCGGGAUAGUUAA